Patiria miniata (bat star) is the source of this 877-nucleotide messenger RNA. RefSeq names its product histone H2B-like. Bases 54 to 422 code for a protein of 122 amino acids. The transcript has a single exon. Gene Ontology annotation, molecular function: structural constituent of chromatin; DNA binding; protein heterodimerization activity. The record is from RefSeq and is a predicted model, not a curated record. Gene Ontology annotation, cellular component: nucleosome. NCBI's taxonomy places the organism in Eukaryota, Metazoa, Echinodermata, Asteroidea, Valvatida, Asterinidae.
UGCAAGUUGCAGUAUAUUUUCGACUGAUUGCUUUAUCUCGAAAUUUGAGAAGCAUGCCUCCUAAGCCAAGCGGAAAGGGACAGAAGAAGGCUGGCAAGGCCAAAGCUGCUCCCAGCACCAACAAGAAGAGGAAGCGCAAGAGAAAAGAGAGCUAUGGCAUCUACAUCUACAAGGUGAUGAAGCAGGUGCACCCAGACACCGGCAUCUCAAGCAAGGCCAUGAGCAUCAUGAACAGCUUCGUCAAUGACAUCUUCGAGCGCAUCGCUGGGGACGCCUCGCGCCUGGCCCACUACAACAAGAAGUCCACCCUCACUAGCCGUGAGGUGCAGACCGCUGUCCGUCUCCUCCUGCCCGGUGAGCUGGCCAAGCACGCCGUCAGCGAAGGGACCAAGGCCUUCACCAAGUACACCACCUCCAAAUAAGAAGUGUACCGAACACCUUCAAAUCUCCCGGCUCUUUCAAGAGCCACCAAAUAUUCAAAAAAAGAGAUUAGUUUCAUGUCUGUGCAAAUGCCUAGGAAAUAAAAGUGAUAAAAAUAAAAUUUUAAGGUUUUCGUUUAUUAAUUAAAAGCUUGACAAUCAUUGGGCUUUUUUUUUAACAAUUAACAUGACAUCCAAAAAUAUAGGGAGGGAGUGGGGGGAAAAAAGCAGCGGUACAUGUACACAAUUGCAAUACUGAGGCCCAAUUAAUUAAUACUGAGAUGUCGGGGACUGAUCUAGUUAGUUUCAGGAAACGCGCGGGGUUGAUCAUUAGCAGCAAGGGGUUGCAACCCCAAAAGAUCAACCACUGGAUGUAAUGAUGUCAAGUUUAUGUGCACUUUGUUAUAAUACAGGGGUGUGAAAUCUCAGCUUUAUGUUUUGGAUUUCAGCUUUUUCCC